AUGUUAGAAGUACGGUGUAUUAUUCUCUGCAUAUUCUUCUUUGUUGCUUCCUUUGCAUCUGUUGCUACUGAAGAUAGCGAAGCAAAAGCUCUGUUGAACUGGAAAGCCAGCCUGAACGACCAUAGCCAAGCAACCUUGUCUACGUGGAACAAUGACACUGAUCCUUGUGGACACUGGAAGGGGAUUUCAUGUGAUGUAUCUUUGUCUGUGAUCAGUGUAAAUCUGUCAUAUCUCAGCCUCCAAGGCACACUUGACCGUCUCAACUUCGCUUCCUUUCCUAAUGUGAAAUAUUUUGAUGUAAGUAACAACAUAAUUUAUGGAAGCAUUCCCCGCAAAAUUGGUAACUUGUCCAGUAUUUUGAAUUUGAGUUUGUCGGAUAAUUUACUUGGUGGUCCCAUCCCUCCUGAAAUAUGGAAACUGACCACUCUAAAUAGUCUUGAUCUUAGUACAUGUCGUUUUAGAGGGCAAAUUCCCCAUGAAAUUGGCAAUUUGAGGAAUUUGACGUCCCUAUCACUUGGAGAAAAUUUCCUUUCUGGUCCCAUUCCAGAAGAGAUUGGAAUGCUGAAUAAUCUUUUGAUGCUUCAUUUGGGACACAACCCUCUGUCAGGUAGAAUCCCAUCAUCAAUUGGAAACUUGACCAAGUUACAAGAAAUUUAUCUUUAUGAGAACAAUAUCUCAGGUCCUAUUCCUAAUGGAUUCUGGAAACUCUAUUCUCUCAGUAUCGUUUAUUUGUAUUCUAAUAGACUUUCCGGGCCACUCGCUCCCUGUAUAGGAAACCUAACAAAUCUCGCAUUAUUGCUCAAGUAUGAGAACAGAUUUUUCGGUCCAAUUCCUUCAUCCAUUGGUAACUUGGUCAAUUUAGAUCAGGUCUAUCUUUACAACAACAGUCUUUCAGGAUCCAUUCCUUCCACCAUAGGAAAUUUGACCAUGCUCACCAUCCUAGCCUUGGACAUCAACAAUCUCACUGGUCAACUUCCGCAAGAAAUGAAUAAUUUGACAGCUUUGUGUAACAUACAACUGAGUGAUAAUCACUUCACUGGCCCUUUGCCACAACAAAUUUGUCAGAGUGGGACUUUAUACCGGUUUGCUGCUGAUGCUAACCAUUUCAUUGGUCCUAUUCCAACAAGUUUGAAGAAUUGUACUAGUCUAGAAAGACUCAAGCUUGAUAAUAACCAGUUAGUUGAUAACAUAACAAAUGCUUUUGGAGCAUAUCCUAGUUUGAACUACAUCAACCUGAGUGGCAAUAAAUUGUAUGGCUACCUUUCAUCCACGUGGGGGAAGUGUCAAAACCUCACACAAUUGAUUAUUCACAAUAACGAGCUUUCUGGUGGCAUACCACAAGAAUUGGGAGAGGCAAGUAAGCUUGGUGAAGUUGGCUUGGCUUCAAAUCAUUUAUCUGGAAAAAUUCCAAAAGAAUUAGGGAAGUUGGUCUCGUUGAAAAUUCUCUCUCUGAGCCACAAUAACUUUUCAGGUAAUGUCCCCUCAGAUAUAAGAUCACUUAGUCAACUUACAAUUUUGGAGUUGGAAGCAAAUAAUUUCAGUGGCUCAAUCACAAGAGAGAUUGGAGAAUUAAAAAGCUUAAUUUUCUUGAAUUUGAGCAAAAACAGAUUUGAUGAAAGCAUUCCCCCUGAGUUUCGUGAACUCAAAGAUCUUGAGCAACUUGAUCUUAGUGACAAUUUGCUGAUUGGAACAAUACCAGCUACACUUGGAAUGUUACCCAAGUUGCGAGUAUUGAACCUCUCACAUAAUCAUCUCUCUGGCACCAUUUCUUCCAUUUUCGGUCCAAUGUCAGCUUUGUCUACUGUUGACAUAUCAAACAAUCAAUUAGAAGGCCGCCUUCCUAAAAACUCAGCCUUUUACAAGUUUGAUGCAUUGAGGAAUAAUAAAGGUUUGUGUGGUAAUGUCACUGGUUUAAGUCCGUGUGGUGAUUCCAAACUAAAUGGACAUAGCCAUGGGAGUAAAAAGUUCUUGAUAAUAUUCCUCCCAUUGGCCAUACUGCUAUUAGUACUUGUUGGAGCAUCUUACAUUUUUUACCGAAUAGCAAAAAGCAAAGAUGGACAAGCACCACCAGACGAGGUUUAUUCUAUAUGGAAUCUUGAAAGAGAAAUAUUGUAUGAAGAUAUCAUCGAAGCCACAAAGGAAUUUGAUGACAAAUAUCUUAUUGGGAAAGGCAGCCAAGGAAAUGUUUACAGGGCUGAGUUGCCUACUGGUGAUGUUGCUGCUGUAAAGAAGCUUCACUCUUUUGGUGGAGAAAUCUCCAACCAGAAAGCUUUUACAAGUGAGCUUCAGGCUUUGACAGAACUCAAGCAUCGUAACAUUGUGAAGCUAUAUGGGUUUUAUUCCAAUGCUCAAUUCUCCAUCUUGGUUUAUGAGUUCUUGGAAGGUGGCAGCUUGGAUAACAUACUAAAGAAUGAGAAACAAGCCACUGAGUUUGAUUGGAAGAAGAGGGUGAAUGCUGUUAAAUGUGUGGCUAAUGCAUUAUUCUAUAUGCAUCAUGGCUGUUCAAUUCCUAUUGUUCAUCGUGACAUAUCAAGCAAGAAUAUUCUUCUAGGUUCUGAAUAUGAAGAAGCUCACAUCAUUGACUUUGGAACUGCAAAGCUUUGA
Prosopis cineraria is the source of this 2604-nucleotide messenger RNA. Its product is annotated as MDIS1-interacting receptor like kinase 2-like. The record is from RefSeq and is a predicted model, not a curated record. The transcript has a single exon. Gene Ontology annotation, biological process: protein phosphorylation. Gene Ontology annotation, molecular function: protein binding; ATP binding; protein kinase activity. Gene Ontology annotation, cellular component: plasma membrane. Lineage: Eukaryota; Viridiplantae; Streptophyta; Magnoliopsida; Fabales; Fabaceae. The coding region runs from base 1 to 2604 and encodes 867 amino acids.